Arabidopsis lyrata subsp. lyrata is the source of this 815-nucleotide messenger RNA. Its product is annotated as glycine-rich protein 3 short isoform. NCBI's taxonomy places the organism in Eukaryota, Viridiplantae, Streptophyta, Magnoliopsida, Brassicales, Brassicaceae. The record is from RefSeq and is a predicted model, not a curated record. Bases 272 to 718 code for a protein of 148 amino acids. The transcript has 2 exons.
GAACUUUAAUUAUCAGGGUGCAGAAUUUUACAACCAAUCCAACAACCAACCGUACAAGGGCCCUCGCGAUGACCAAUUUGCACUUAUCCACUCGUUUUGCAAAUUAUCGCAAGUAGCAUUUACUUGCACGUACACUCUACCUUGCGAUCUAUAAAUAGAUGUUUUGCAUGGGACACUAUACUCACCAGUUCUUUCUUAGCAAUAUUUUCGAAUACCUUAUAAAUAACAAUUAACAAAAGUAGUGUUUUUAAUUAAGAGAUCGUAGCCUACAAUGGCUUCAAAAGCUUUGCUUUUUUUAAGUCUCAUUGUUGUUCUUCUCAUCGCUUCUGAGGUGCUAGCCAGAGACCUCGCUGAAAAAUCGGCAGAGUAUAAAAACAAUGGGGGAGACGAAGUAAAGCAAACUGAGCAGUUUGGAGGGUUCCCGGGAGGAGGGUAUGGAGGGUUCCCAGGAGGAGGGUAUGGAGGAAACCCUGGUGGAGGGUAUGGAAACCGCGGUGGAUAUGGAAACCGUGGAGGAGGAUAUGGAAACCGCGGUGGUGGAUAUGGAAACCGUGGUGGAGGAUAUGGAAACCGCGGUGGUGGAUAUGGAAACCGUGGAGGAGGAUAUUGUCGCUACGGCUGCUGCUACAGAGGCUACUACGGUGGCUGCUCCAGGUGUUGUUCUUAUGCUGGUCAGGCUGUUCAAACUCAGCAACAGAGUACUGAGCCUGGUCACUAAAAGUCUAAAAAUGAUGCAUAAUUACUAUGGUUGGAAAAGUCAGUACAAAGAUAAAAGAGUGCUUUGUGUAUUGCUUAUGUUUUAUUUUUAAGUUCGU